UCGUCACGCGCGGCCACCGACGCCGGGAGCCAAAAAUAACUGGGCGCCCCCACAAAUCGCUCUCUCCUCCACCUUCCUCCCUCCUCUGCCCCAAGAUCCACUCCGCUUCCUUCUCCGAGCGCCACCACCUCGUCCACGGCGCCGAUCCAUCUCUCCGACAACAAAGCGCGCAUCUUGCUCUGCUUGGUUGCUGCCACCGCCGACGCCAGCUUUCGUCCGGCCGGCCUGGUUUGGCCGUUCAAAAGGAGGAUAAGGCGCCGCGCCCGAGGAGCAGGACCUGCCUUUCCGGCGGUUGCUGCAUCGCUUCCGGCCGCUUGUGGCCGCGAACGUGGCGGCGGUGGAGCCACGACGGGGCAGGCCUUGUCUGCUGCUGCAUUGGGCCUCGUACGUCGAGGUGGCGCGCGACAGGCGGAUUUGAGGCGCGGAUGGUUGCCGCUGCACGCAAGGCGCUCCCCCCGCCGGUCCAUGGUUGAUGGGGACGUGGAAGGCGGCCAUGGGGGGGAAGGCGGCCGGCGCGGGGGGUAAGCCGGCCGGCAGCGAGAAGCACAGGUGCCCGCCGGCCGCCCGGUCGCGGAUGAAGCUGUGGAUGGUGCGCGCCACCACCACGGUGCUGCUCUGGACCUGCGUCGUGCAGCUCACCGCCGUCGGCGAGACCUGGGGCCCGCGCGUGCUCAAGGGCUGGCCAUCCUGCCUCACCGCGCCCGACGAGGCCGCCGUGCGGGCGGACCACGCCGUCGAGAAGGCCGCGGCAUUGCCCCCCAAAAGAAUUUACAGGAACAAUGGUUACUUGAUGGUCUCGUGCAAUGGUGGUCUUAACCAAAUGCGAGCUGCCAUAUGCGACAUGGUUGUGAUAGCAAGAUAUUUGAAUGUCACCUUGGUUGUGCCUGAGUUGGACAAGACUUCAUUUUGGAAUGAUCCUAGUGAGUUCCAAGAUAUAUUUGAUGUUGAACAUUUUAUAACCUCGUUACGAGAUGAAGUUCGCAUACUUAGAGAAUUGCCUCCACGGGUAAAGCGAAGAGUUGAACUUGGUAUGUUCCACUCAAUGCCACCUAUCAGCUGGUCUGAUAUCUCCUACUACCAUAAUCAGAUUCUUCCAUUGAUACGGAAACACAAGGUUCUACAUUUGAAUAGAACUGAUGCUAGGUUAGCAAACAAUGGUUUACCUAUGGAUAUUCAGAAACUACGGUGCCGAGUAAAUUAUGCCUCUCUGAGAUUUACGGCCGAAAUUGAAGAUUUGGGCAAGCGAGUAAUAAGGAUGCUUCGCCAAAAUGGUCCUUUCUUGGUUCUUCAUUUACGUUAUGAAAUGGAUAUGCUGGCUUUCUCUGGUUGUACUCAAGGUUGUAGUAACGAAGAAGCAGAAGAGCUCACAAGAAUGAGGUAUGCUUAUCCAUGGUGGAAAGAGAAAAUCAUUGACUCUGAUUUGAAAAGAAAAGAUGGCUUUUGCCCAUUGACACCAGAGGAGACUGCUCUUGUUCUAAGAGCAUUAGACAUUGAUAGAAGUAUGCAAAUAUACAUUGCAGCUGGAGAAAUAUAUGGUGGAAAACGUAGGAUGGCAGCUCUCACUUCAGCUUAUCCAAACGUGGUGAGGAAAGAGACGCUCUUGGAACCUUCUGAUCUAAUGUUCUUCCAGAACCAUUCUUCGCAAAUGGCGGCACUAGAUUACAUGGUUUCUUUAGAAAGUGAUAUAUUUGUUCCCACAUAUGAUGGCAAUAUGGCCAAAGUUGUUGAGGGUCAUCGCAGGUUCAUGGGUUUCAAGAAGACGGUUUUGUUAGAUCGAAAACUUAUUGUUGACCUAACAGAUCAGUACAACAAUGGUUCAUUGCGAUGGGAUGAGUUCUCUUUGCUGAUCAAGGCUGCCCAUGCCAACAGCCGGAUGGGGUCAGCCUCAAAGCGGACGGUGAUUCCCGAUAGACCCAAGGAAGAGGACUACUUCUAUGCAAAUCCCCAGGAGUGCCUGAAAGACCCCGAUCUUCUGCGCACAUCAUGAUAAACACCAUUCAUGUCAAUAUUCCAUUCACCUUAUACCGUUUUGUCACAAACACAACGAAUCUGAUAUCUGGAUUCAUGGUUAAAGGGGGCGGCUCGGCUUAUGCUCGAGACGUAGAUAAGUCAAUGUAAACCAGGGGAAAGGGGAGGACAUGACUAUUGUACAUCUGGAUGUAGUUGCCUAGCUGGUAAAUACACGUUAUAGAAAAGGGGGCCUGAAUUGUUAAUCUCACCAAAUAAGGAUUGAUACUGAUACUCUUGUAUAGAUGUACCACGAAGAGGAAAGUAAUUUAAAGAGAGAAGUCAGACAGAGAUGCUUGAUUCACAUUUCUGUCCUUUGGGCUGUGUAA
Messenger RNA from Lolium perenne, 2336 nucleotides. Its product is annotated as rhamnogalacturonan I rhamnosyltransferase 1. Gene Ontology annotation, cellular component: cytoplasm. The record is from RefSeq and is a predicted model, not a curated record. NCBI's taxonomy places the organism in Eukaryota, Viridiplantae, Streptophyta, Magnoliopsida, Poales, Poaceae.